This is a messenger RNA of Phalacrocorax carbo (great cormorant), 7219 nucleotides long. Lineage: Eukaryota; Metazoa; Chordata; Aves; Suliformes; Phalacrocoracidae. The record is from RefSeq and is a predicted model, not a curated record.
CGACGGCGGCGACACACGGACAGACGGACACACGGACACAGCCCCGGGGGGGGGGCGGGCAGCCGGACAGCCAGCUCCGGGAGAGGGGGGUGAUGGACAGACGGACAAGGUGACAGCCAGCUCCGGAGGACGGACGGACAGUCGGACAGUCAGCCCCGGGGCGGACGGACAGAGGGACAGCCAGCUCCGGGGGAGGCGGACGAACAGCCGGACAGACGGUUGGGGGGGGACGACGCACAGGCGGCCUGACACGGGCUGCGGGUAGCUGGGGUCUUGCACAGGCAGCCGCGGGGGGUGGGCACGACACACGGGGACAGACAGCCCAACGCAGGGACAGACGGACAAGGUGACCAGGGGACACACCCCCCCCCCAGCCAGGCGUACCCCUCCGGGAGACCCCCGGGGCCGGGGCUGCGGCUGCGGGGAGCCCCCCGUGCGGCCGCGCACCGGGAGCGCUGCGGGGCGGCACGGCUCGGCACGGCUCGGCGGCAGCUCCGCCGCCUCCCCCGGCCGGGGAUGCAGCCCGGAGCCACGGGGAGCCGCGUACCCAGCCUUCGGGGCACGGUGGCCCGAAAGCCACCCGGAGCUGCGUGUCCCCAAAGGGAUUUGAAGCUGGGCCAAGUGGUGAUGGAAAUGUCAUUGUCACAGCACUGGGGCCCAGCGAAGUAAACGCUGCGCAGGAGGGAAGGGAGUGGGACACCGCUGCACCGAGCUCUGCUCCGCAGCCAGAGAGAGGGACGGCUCCAAAAAACCAGCACAGCCCAGGUCAGAGGGGGCAGCAAGAGGGCCGUGGGGUUCAUCCACGCUCCCACGAGCUGCAAGGGCCACAGGGCAGUACCUGGGGGCUGGGAGCCAUCCCACCGCCUGCUCAGGGUUCAGGACGUCAGCCUUUCAACCGGACUCCGGCGCCCACCCAAGCCCGAUGAGGAGCCGGGGCUGUGCAUGAACCUAUGCAGACCAGGAGGAAACACAUUUUCCUGACUUUCCUUGCCUCUUGGCUCCUGCUUUUCUUCUUUGGAGGAGACCAGCUCCGCCGUUUCGCUUUCUUUUCUGGGAGGAAAGCCGAAGCCCAAAGAAACUGGCCCAGCUGGACAGAUCGGUCCCUCCUCAAAAGCUUUGCAGACCCCGAGGAGCUCCAGAGCGAUGGGGACCCCUCACUGCCAUCGCCCCGGGCACGGCGGGCAGCACGGUUGAGCGUCUACAAGAACAGCAGAUGCCGGAUGGAAACGUGCUUUGACUUCUCCAGGUGCGAGAAGCACGGCUUCAAAGUCUUCACCUACCCCCGGGAGAGGGACCAGCCCAUCUCAGAGAGUUAUGGCAAAAUCCUCACCUCCAUCGAGCGCUCGCGCUACUAUACCCCAAACCCCGGGGAAGCCUGCCUCUUCAUCCUCAGCAUCGACACACUGGACCGCGACCAUCUCUCGAGUCAAUAUGUCCGUAACGUCGAUGAGAAAAUCCGCAGCUUCCCGCUCUGGAACGGCGGCCGUAACCACCUCAUCUUCAACCUCUACUCGGGCACCUGGCCCAAUUACACCGAGGACCUGGGCUUUGACAUUGGCCAGGCCAUCCUGGCCAAAGCCAGCUUCUACACCGAGAGCUUCAGGCCCGGCUUUGACAUCUCCAUCCCUCUCUUCUCCAAGGAUCACCCGCAGCGCGGUGGGGAGAGGGGGUGGUUGUAUCAGGACUCGAUCCACCCAAAAAAGAAAUACUUGUUGGUGUUCAAGGGGAAGCGGUACCUGACUGGCAUCGGCUCCAGCACGAGGAAUGCGCUGCACCACAUCCACAACGGGAAGGACAUCAUCUCGCUCACCACCUGCAAGCACGGCAAGGACUGGGAGAAGCACAAAGACACGCGCUGCGACAAGGAUAACGUCGACUAUGAAAAGUUUGACUACCAGGAGCUGCUGCACAACUCCACCUUCUGCAUCGUACCCCGGGGCAGGCGCUUGGGCUCCUUUCGUUUCCUGGAGGCACUACAGGCCGCCUGCAUCCCUGUGCUGCUGAGUGAUGGCUGGGAGCUGCCCUUCGCCGAGGCCAUCGACUGGGGCAAAGCCGCUGUUGUGGGCAAUGAGAGGCUGCUGCUUCAGAUCCCCUCCGCUGUCCGCUGCAUCCACCCGGAGCGUGUGCUGGCUUUUCAGCAACAGACCCAGUUCCUGUGGGACGCGUACUUCUCCUCUGUCGACAAGAUCGUGCACACCACGCUGGAGAUCAUCAAGGACCGGCUGCUCCCACACCGCUCCCGCUCCCGCUUCCUCUGGAACACGCUGCCCGGGGGGCUCCUGGCCCUGCCCGACUUCUCCACCCACCUUGGGGACUUUCCCUUCUACUACCUCCAGCGCGGCUCCAGCCCCUCUGAGAAGUUCACAGCUUUCAUCCGGGCCAUCUCGCCGUCCAGCUCCCUCUCCCAGCCCAUCCUCAGGCUCAUCCAGGCUGUCUCCGGAUCCCAGUACUGCGCCCAGAUCCUGGUGCUGUGGAACUGCGAGAAGCCACCACCACCGAGUGAGAAAUGGCCCCAGACCACCGUGCCUCUGACCAUCAUCCAGGGCAGGAGGAAGCUCAGCGACCGCUUCUUCCCCUACGCGGCCAUCCAGACGGACGCUGUGCUGAGCCUGGACGAGCACACCAGCCUCUCAACCAGCGAGGUGGACUUUGCCUUCGUGGUGUGGCGCAGCUUCCCCGAGCGUAUCGUGGGCUUCCCCACGCAGAGCCACUUCUGGGACGCUGAGCAGAGGCGCUGGGGCUACACCUCCAAAUGGACCAACGAGCUCUCCAUCGUCCUCACCGCCGCCGCCUUCUACCACAGGUAUUAUCACAGCCUCUUCACGGAUUAUCUGCCGGUGGGGCUGCGGGAGCUGGUGGAUGGCCUGGCUGCCUGCGAGGACAUCCUGAUGAACGUCCUUGUGGCUGCCGUUACCAAGCUGCCGCCCAUCAAAGUCACCCAGCGGAAGCAGCACAAGGAGACCGUGCCCCAGCAGGUGAAAGCCACAGCAGGGGCAGCUGGCGGCCGGUGUUUCUCCCAGCAGCAGGACUGCCUCAACCAGUUGGUGGACUGGUUUGGCUACAUGCCCCUCGUGUCCUCCCAGCUGCGCCUCGAUCCCGUCCUCUUCAAGGACCAGGUCUCCAUCCUGCGCAAGAAAUACCCACGCUUGGAGAAACCCUGAGGGCUGCCAGGGAUCGGGGUCAGGGCCGGCCCCAGGUGCCCUGUCCCUGGUGCACGGAGCCUUCCCGGAGCAGGCAGUCACUGCUGAUGGGGUUUUACUCAUUAUUGGGUUUUACCAGUACAAUAAAGGUGGGUGGGAGGCAGAGUCCGGCCGGUGGCUGUAGGAUGCAGGGGAGCUGGGCUGUGCCCAGUGGGGAGCACCAGGAGCACCAGCGUUUUGGUGCACUGGUGCUUCUGCCUGGGCACCCUGGGAAUAAUCCAUGCGGCACCUGGCCACGCACACAGAGCCCCAGCCUUGCGGUGAAGGCAAGUUCUUUGGCUUCCCAAGGGCAAACAGAGGAGUGAUAAGAGGCAAGAGCAGGGCGAGUGUGUCCCUCCUCUGCCUGGCUAAGAUGUGUCCUGCUGCAGCCCCUGCCCACCCCAGUACCCCUUUGCCUCGCAGUGCUCCCCAAAGAAGCGAAAAGGGUUGUUUCAGCUGCCUUUCCCCACAGCUGAAUAGAAAUAGGGAAAAUUAAGGCUGCUGGCCUCAAGCAGAUGCUCUCCUCUGGCCGCUGCAGCUGUGGGUCCAUCCUCGCUGCCUUCAGUCCUAGCAGACACCCAAGAUAACACCCUGGUGCCACCAGACCAAACAUCCACCCCUGCACGCACCCAGCCCUUUGCUCCACUUUAUUUUCUAUGCAUGAAAAGUUCCCCCAGCGGCUCAGUCGCGGGGGGGCUGGCACUCCCGGCAGUCCCGCAUCUCCUCAGAGUAGCUCUCCACCUGGAUGGUGGUGGUGUGGAAGCGGAAGGUUCCCUGCAGCUGGGAGCUGGCCUCCUCCAGCACCUGCUGCGCGCUGGCACCCGCAUCUGCAAGGAGCAAGGGGGAUGUCAGGGUGUGGGUGAACCCCAAAUCCCUCCCCCACCAUUGCAACACUUACUGAUGGCGAUGUGCACCGAGAGCAGCGGCUGUGCCGCUGUCAGCGCCCAGAUGUGGAGGCUGUGCACUGCUUCCACCCCCUCCACCGCCAGCAGUGUCUCCUGCACAGCAUUGAAGUCCAUCCCUUUGGGGGUGCCUGGGGAGGGAGAGCCACAGGAGCUGGAGGGGUGGGGGCCACUGCACCCAUGGGUGGCCCCGCAGCCCAAACCCCCCCAGUGGGUCCCUACCCUCCAUGAGGACAAGGAGGACGUCACGGAGAAUGGUCAGCGUCGUCCCCAGCACCAGCGCGGAGAAAAGGAAGGUGCAGACAGGAUCCACGUACUUGUACUCAGGCUGGGAGGGCAGAAGAGGGUGAGGCCCCUCCAGUGGCGUCACCCCACCCCAAAUCCUCAUCAGCACCAGAAGGGAAGAGACAUGGUCCCCUUCGUCUCACCCCUGCACCUGGCCAGGGCUGGCUGAAGCCACUGUCCCUGUGUCCCCAGAAUCCCCUUUGCCCCAGUAACCACCCAGACCUUAAAGAAGAUGAUGUAGGAUGCAAUGAGGACGCCGACGCUCUGCAGCAGGUCGCCCACGAUGUGGACAAAGGCAGCGCGGACACUGGUGUUGGGCUGCUCGCUGGCCGCCCCAUGGCUGUGCCCAUGGCCCGUCUGGUGCAGAGCCACCCCCAUCCUGCGGGCAGGGCAGCAGUGACAUCCCUGGGGCCACUGGGCAUGGGAAGUGGGGGACACCCAGGGAAGGUGGGAGCUGGCUGUACAUACACAAUGUUGACAGCCACUGCGCAGGCGGAGGUGAUGAGCAUGACGCUGCCCUCGAUGUCAUAGUCAGCCGAGAGCAGGCGCUGAGCCGCCAGGUAGACCAGGACACCCGUCACCACCCAGAUGGAGAGCACAGACAGCAGGGCCCCCAGGAUCUCUGUGGAGAGGACCCAUCUGCCCCACAUUGCCGCUUCGCCGCCAUGCCAAGCCCAAGCAUCCUCCUGGCCCCCCGGCAGCACUGGGGUUCUGGGUGGGCACCCAGCAACCAUCCCCAGGGUCGCUCCCUGCACAGGGAUGGCGGUGCCUCUGCCCUGCCCUGCCUGUGCACGUGGUGUUGGGGCUUUGCCAGGGCUCCCCAUGCCCCCCAUGGCUCCCUGAGGCACCCAGUCCCUGUGGGGAGGGCACCCCGGGCUGCUCUGAGUUCUCACUGGGGUCCUGGGAGCCGAACAGCAGCACUGGGGGUGCUGCCACCCCAUUACCUGCCCGGUGCCAGCCAAAGUUCAUGGUUUUGGUGGGGGGGCGCGAGGACACCCAGAGUGCAAAGAGGCUGAUCAUGAUGCUGGCGAAGUCAGUCAGUAGGUGGGCUGCGUCCGUCAGGAUGGCCAGGCUGUGUGCCAGGUACCCACCUGUGGAGAGGGGGCAUGGGGGACAUCGGGGGGACAUUGGGGGGUCCCACCCUGAUCCAGGCACGGACCAGGUCACCCUGUGCUGCAGCAGGGGCCCCACUAGGUGCUUCAACCUCCCAAAAAGCAACGGUGAGCCCUGCCUGUACCCUGCCUGCUCCCGUGGCGGGGAGUCAGGACAAGAGGGGCUGCGGGUAGCCCCUCAGGGUGCCCCCACGCCGGCCAGACCCUGCACCCAUCACUCACCCACGGCUUCCCCAACCAUGAAGACAAGGCAGAUGCCAGCAGCCAGGUAGAGCUUCCUGCGCGCCCGCUGCUGCUGGCCGGGGUGGCCGGCGGCUCCCUGCGUGUGGCAGUGCCGGCUGCGCCGUGCCCCCAGCUCCAGGAUGGGCGCCUGCCCCUGCACCGAGUUGUGCCCGUUCUUUUGCGCAGCCCCCAGGUAGGACCUGCCAGGGAGAGGGGUGGUCAGGGGUAGAGCGGGGGGGGCUGGGAGAAUUUUGGGGAGAAGGUUGGACCCUGAAUGCUCCCCCCCAACCCCUUCCCCAUCCAGACUCCUCCAGGGGACUCCACUUGGGAACCCCACAGGGAAGAGGUGACACCACGUCCCCAGCCCCCCCUGGGCACCCGCUUACCCGCCUGCGCCCUCGCUCAGCAGGUGCCGAUUCUCCUCGCCGGCUGCCAUCCUCCUCCGGGACGGGGGUCCGGGGCGGGUGACCCCGGAGCGUGGCCGGGGCUGGUGGCAGCCGGUGGCCUCGGCCCGUGUGAAGUGCCGGGGACUCGUGUGCAAAGCCUGGCCGGGGGAGGGAGGGCCAGGCCGGCCGCAAAGCGCCAGCGGCCACCCGUCCCAGGGUGAGCCCGCUCGCCCAGCACCCAGGGGGCUGCUGGUGGAGGGGUGGGGGCAUAGCUCUGGGACCCCACCAUGGGCACCCCCCAGGAACUGCGCACCAGGGCAUGGAUGCAGCCCGCAAGGCAGGGAGAGCAUGGAGCAUCCCCCUUAACGGCACCCAGUGACCCCCCUCCCCGCCCCAGGGAGCCCUCGGGGCCGCGGAGCAGCCGUGUGACCGAUAAGCCUGGGACCAAACACCCCCCCCACCCCCCAGCAGUGACUCCUGCCCAGCGCUGGGAGGAGCAGCGCUAAUUGCCCUGGGGCUAAUUGCAAUUGUGGCACAGCCCAGAGCACCGCAGCAGGCGCUGCCUCAGUUUCCCUUUGGCAAGGCACUGAGCUGGGCUUAUGUCUUUGCAGGAGAAAAGCAUGUGUGGUAUAUAUUUGCAUUCAUGGUAUAAUGGUAUACUUUUGCCGUGGGAGCUCAGCCGGCAGCAAACCAGCAGCUCAGUGCUGAGGCUGUCCCCGUUUCAGAGACUGGCACAGCCCGGGGUAUCCUCACCCCCUCCUGCCACAUCCCCAAGCUCGGGUGAGCUCUGCCCCGGGCACCCCAUCACCAGGAGAUAAAUCCUGCUGGGUGCCGACCUGUUACAUCCCCAGGCAGGCGGCCAGGCACGGGGUGCCAGUGCUGCCGGAGGUGCUAAUGAGGCUGAAAAUUAAGUGUUGGACUGGGAAGCACCCCUCUGCCAUGCCAGGCGCUGGCAGGGACACCGGUGAUGGCACUGGCCUGGCAAACCCACCCACAUCUCCAGUGCCCAUUGCGGGGCUGCCAAGCCAAGAACAAAAGGCGAGGGAAAAAAAACCCAGAACACCAGUUUUCUUUACAAAAUACACAAAAUUCAAAUCCGUGACAAUUAUAUACAAAACAAGGAAGAUAUAAAA